This is a messenger RNA of Pygocentrus nattereri (red-bellied piranha), 1705 nucleotides long. RefSeq lists its product as uncharacterized. The transcript is spliced from 7 exons. Gene Ontology annotation, biological process: neutrophil activation; regulation of non-canonical NF-kappaB signal transduction; cytokine-mediated signaling pathway. NCBI's taxonomy places the organism in Eukaryota, Metazoa, Chordata, Actinopteri, Characiformes, Serrasalmidae. Gene Ontology annotation, molecular function: cytokine activity. The record is from RefSeq and is a predicted model, not a curated record. Bases 40 to 1059 code for a protein of 339 amino acids.
UGCUCCUGCCAAGUUGUUAGCAUCUGCCAAGACAGCAACAUGGAACAGGCCAGUCCUCUUUGUGAGGGGGUUUCCCUGCUUCACACUGUAGUUGAUGGGGAACACCACUAUAAAGUGAAGAAAGUUUUGACCCACGCACAAAGUACUUUUGCCAGGAAGGGAGACAAAAUCCUGAUGAUAAAUGGUGUGAAGACUAAGGAUUUGCCCCCAGAGGAGUUCGCCAAAAUGCUAUGUUCAAGAUCUCCCAGCCUGACUAUACACCAAACAAGCAUCAACACAGGCAUAAAUGAAUGCUUUGAGUCUGAUGGUAUCCCAUCGUACAGCAAGGAGAUCACCUUGCACUUCAGAAUGGCUAUGGUUAGAGAGGAGUGUCUGGAGGGAGAAGAAAAUGCAGUGGACCCAGCUAUGUGUGAAUGGGAGAGUGACUACACUGAAGAUGACCAGGAACUGCUUCUUGUGUCCAUGAAUGAAACCAGUGUAGCAGUUACGAGUGGAAGAGGCUGUGAUCCUGAAAACCCCUGCAACAGUUGCGGCUGUCAUGGGUGCAACCUCAGUGAAGUUGUUUUGGUAGCUGAUUCGUGUAACAACGUUACAUCAGUUGGCAGGGACUACAUCAGGAACUCUGCCAAAAAACAACACUGGAUGAGGCUUGUACAAGAGUUUAAACCAUACAAUUUCUUGUCAGUGGAUAUGACUAUUUACUACUACAUCACAAAUAUACUAUCAGAUCUUGAUAGAGGUGUCCCUGUUGUACUGAACUUCACUGGCUCCAGUAAGUUCCUGAAAUGCACACGUGAGAAUGACAAAGUAGUUCUGAAAUUUGAGUACUGUGAUGAAAACCAACUGAAGAAAGUCUGUAAGGAUCAUGAGGAAAUGUGGCCUUUUGUCUUCUACAUGAAGACUUUGAAGGACAGUACGCAACACUUCGAGUCAGCUGCACACAGAGGUUGGUUUAUCCAGACUACAUAUCCUAAAAUCUCUUUGUAUAUGGAAAAUUCACUAGAACAAAUCAGUGGAAGCUUCUAUUUCGUAAUUUCAUACAAGUCCACACCACAGUGAGGUCAUCUUUUCCAAGACAGGCGGUAAUUCCCCAUUUCAAUCCACAUGGGGUUCAGAGUUGAAUUUAAUUCAUUAUGCAAAUGUGAAUUGACUGAAAAUAUUGCAGUUGUUGGUAUAAAUCAGCAGCAGCAAAAGGGUUGAAUUUACCCUUUGACACAGACUUGUCAAAUACCUUAUAUUCUUCACAGAGUAACGUUAACCUCAAUAAGUUAAGUGAUACUUUUUUAAUCCCACAAACAAAAUUCCAGCUCCGCAUUUAACCCAUCCAUGAAGUGAAACACCACAUACACACUAGGGAAUACACACACACUAGGGGGCAGUGAGCACACUUGCCCGGAGCGGUAGGCAGCCCUAUCCAUGGCGCCCGGGGAACGAUUGGGGGCUAGGUGUCAAGGUCAUGGACUGUCAGCACUGGGGAUCAAACCGGAAACCUUCCGGUCACAGGGCCAGUUCCCUAACCUCCAGCCCAUGACUGACCAAUAUUAAUGGUUCUUACUUUCAUUCAUUAUUACAUACAAUGCCAUUUUUGGUGUAAAUAUAGUUUCCAAGUUCCUUUUUGUUAAAAUUGAACUAGUUUGCUUUGCAGAGUCAGGACAAAAUAUGUUAAAAUAUAAGUUCAAAAUACAGGGUGAGUCAAAAGUCACAG